AUGGUGACAACUAGUGAGCCUGCCACGCCUGAGACGAGCCUGGAUUGGCCGUUUGGCACGCCCAAUCAGGCUGCCAUCUCGCAAGCCAGGUCGGGCACACAAGGCACACUCUCACAGGCUGCAACCUCGCCAGCCAGGCCAGGAUCGCCAAGCACGCCCACUCGAGCUGCCACAACGCCAGCCAGGCCAGGCACGCCAGCUCCAGCAGUUGACAUGGCAUCCACGCCAGCCCCCCCACCCAUGCCAGCCAUGCCAGCUGUGCCAACAACGCCCGCCAACGAAGCUCAAGCCUCCUCCCGCCCCUCCAGCUCAUCCAGCCAGGAUAGUCUCAGAGGGCCAAGGUCCACCCCAAGCACAGUCCAACAGACGCCCCAGACGCCGGCAAACCAACUGUCUCCUUCCAUCUCUGAGGAGUCCAUCUAUCCCAGCCUGAGUAUGAAUGACCUAAUAUUGAUGAAGAAGAACCAAAACAAGAGAACAACUUUGGCCCUCAAGACUUCAUAA
Messenger RNA from Dreissena polymorpha, 504 nucleotides. RefSeq lists its product as uncharacterized. Lineage: Eukaryota; Metazoa; Mollusca; Bivalvia; Myida; Dreissenidae. The transcript is spliced from 4 exons. The record is from RefSeq and is a predicted model, not a curated record. Bases 1 to 504 code for a protein of 167 amino acids.